UAUGUUGGUAUAAAUAUCCACACCUCCAGCAAACAAACUAGUUGACAAUAGGACAAUAAUACCAAUCAUCGAAAAUGGAAUUUUGAGUGUCACUGCAGAAUUUGAUAGAUGCGCUGUCAUAGCACUACAGCCGCUCUUUUUAUAGCCCGGUGGGAAGGGCUGCGGGGCGCAGUCCCUAACAAUUAGGUGCCAUCUUUGUUAGGGGCAGGUGAGUAAGAGCAAGACUGAUGCCAAAGAGCUGUGCUGCCUACAACUGCACAAACCGCUAUAGCAACACGAAGGGCAAGCUCACGUUUCACAGAUUUCCUCUGAGCAAGCCACACAUUCUAAAGGAAUGGCUGGACAACAUAGGUCGGGAGAACUUCCAGCCGAACCAACACAUGGUUCUUUGCUCCGAGCACUUCACACCCGAUUGUUUUAGCGGGUUUGGCAAUCGCAAAAAUCUUAUCUGGAACGCAGUACCAACUAUUUUCAGCUUCACACAAGACAACACUAAGAAGAGGCGAUCAAGUAAAAGACUGAGGUGCAUGGAGGAAGAUAUCCAGCCAGUUGUUCUCCCCAUAGAUGAAGUGGGCGCAAAAGAUGGUCUACAGAUACCACAUCCAGAGGCUAAACCAGAAGUAGUUUUGAAGUGCCAGGGUGAAGAAUUGAACCAAGAUCUGCACCCAGUUUCCCAAACACAGGAGCUUCCUGAGUCACAGCCUUUUGACCACAGCUAUGCUAUCAUCGAUGUGCGAGAUAUGAAAGAGCGGUUAUUUGCUUCUCUUGAAAUCAAUGAGAAACUGCACAAGAUGGUUAAGUUCAAGUCAGAAGUGAUCCGUCGCAUGAAGCUCAAGUUGAACUAUGCACAUCAGCAACUGGAGCGUCUUGAGGCUGCUCAUAGACGGGCAGAAUGCUCAGGAAGCUGGAGAGAGGGUGUAAGGCACACUAUAGACUGUCCUCCUGAGAAAGGCAACAUCAGGGCUUCAGGCUGCUGUGCUCUUCAGGUUCAUGAAAAACCUGGACUGUGAACCAUAAGCCACAAACAACCUGGAAAGUUUCUGUAAUAAGACUAUAUGGACUUCAACCAGUUAGCUGUGCAUCUUCCUAAAUAAAACUUUUACAUUCUUAAGCAGAAUAAGAGUUGAAGCAAUGAUGAAUCAUACAACGUUAAGGGUGCAUCACUGCUUUGUAUUUCCCUUAUAAUGUACACAUUGACAAAUAGAACAGGGUACUCCAGGUUCACCAACUUUUCCCAAAUGUGCCCUGGUGCCUGGAAGGCAAGAAUGUUAAUGCAAUGCUGAAGUGUCCUCCUUUCUUUGCAGCUAGAGUUGCUUGCAUCAUUUGUGGGACUGAGGGUACUCUCCAGUUAAGUACAGAACUAAAUGUAGGAAUGGUGCACAGAAAUCUUAAAAAUGGGUGCUGUCAUGAUAUGCCUGCCCAGAUGAGUCAUUCCACUCUCCUUAAUCAAGGCACCACUUUCCAAUUUGGGUAUCUACUACUUUUCUUACUUUGUGUGCUUUUUUUAAAAAACAAAGUGCACUUUAAAUAUAUUGGGGGAUGUGAAAGUGCAUUAAAACAUGCCCAUCUUUAAA
Messenger RNA from Polypterus senegalus (gray bichir), 1574 nucleotides. It is a transcript of the gene thap3, whose product is annotated as THAP domain containing, apoptosis associated protein 3. The transcript is spliced from 5 exons. NCBI's taxonomy places the organism in Eukaryota, Metazoa, Chordata, Cladistia, Polypteriformes, Polypteridae. Bases 228 to 1010 code for a protein of 260 amino acids. The record is from RefSeq and is a predicted model, not a curated record.